AUGACUGGAAUCAAGAAUCUAUUAGUAGAUAUCAAAAACCAUUCAACUAGCUAUGUAACUUUUGGUGAUGGAGCUAAAGGAGAAAUCAAAGGGGUUGGAAAACUAGACUGCUCAGGAGUUCCAAAUCUGGAAGGAAAGGAAGUGGUAAUGAGGGGAGUCAGAUCCAAAGAUAACUGUUACUUGUGGGUUUCUCAUGAAUCUAGCUACUCAACUGUAUGUUCUAAAAAAGAAGAAGCAAAGUUGUGGCAUCAAAGACUUGGUCACCUUCAUCUAAGAGAUGUCACAGAUGAUGUUGGAACAUUCUGGGAACCCGCAGCUGAAGGAUCUAAGAAAGAAGAUGAUUGCAGUCCUACUGUUACAGAAGCUGAAGCUGAACCCUCUAACAAAGGACCCUCUAUAAGAGUUCAAAAAGAUCAUCCUAGUGAACUUAUUAUAGGAGAUCCCAACAGUGGAGUUGUUACAAGGUCAAGAGAACAGAUUUCUCCUUCAAAGAAGACGACUUCCCGCUCUAAAACAGUAUCCGAUUCUAGGGCACCAAAUAUGGUGAGUGAUCAGGAUGUUGUGAUGGAUGUUGUGCCCUUGAACACGGUUCCGGCUACUGAUCAUGUUAGUAGUAUACCAAGAAAGAUGCAUGCGCGAAAAUCGACUGGUGGGUCCGUUCCAGAAACUUUUUCUGCUAGGGAUAAAGAGGGUUCUGCAUAUGUCCACAAUGCGAUCGCAGGUCUUGUCACGAGAAUCUUGAAUGAAGGUCACAAGGUAGAAGGAAUAUCUGUUCCUUUAGCCCAAGCUUCUGCUCCUAAGAACAGCAAAGACGAUCAAGUUGAUGCUAGCAAAGAUCAUGUUGAUGUUGAGACAUCUGAAGCUAACAAUGUUGAGACUUCUGAUGCUAAAGAUGUUGAAACAUCUGGAGCUAAAGAUGCUGAGAUUCUUGAAACAGAGAAAGCUGAAGAGGUCACUGCUACUUCUCCUAAAGAGAAGCUUACUCGCCCUAUUGACAGUGUAAAUGAUGUGGUGGAUCUGGAUAAUCUAGAUGAUCCUAUUGACAUUGCUGAUGAUGACCUCAUCUCUAGCAUUUCUAACAGAGUCAAGGCUCGAAGGGGACAGCAGGUUGAUGAUCAACAUCUUCCCAAGACUAAAGUUGCUCCUCUAAAGAAUGCCACCAAAGAAAAGAUCAAGAAGUGGAAAGAAAGAAGUGUUUCUGACUCAGAGGACAAUGUCCUAAGUGAUGUCCCUGACAUCCCUUCAAAGAAGAAGAUUGCUGUCACCAAAUCCUCCACAAAGAGAAGACUGGAUCUGGAAAGAGAGCUUGCAAAUGAUGCUCUGGAAUGUCAAGAGGUCAUGAAGCUCAUCAAAUCUGCAGGUUUGCUUAAAACUGUUACUCAUCUUUCUAAAUGCUAUGAAAUGCUCGUGAAGGAGUUUAUAGUAAAUUUGUCUCAAGAUUGUGCUGAUGGGAAAGCUGAGGAUUUUCAUAAGGUGUAUGUUAGAAGAAAAUGUAUAGAUUUCUCCCCAACUGUUGUCAACCUCUAUCGAGGUAGGGAUGAUGAGGCUCAACCUGAGCUUGAAGUGACUGACAAUGAGGUGUGCAAAGUUAUCACUGGUGGUAAGGUUAAGAAAUGGCUCAUAAAGAGUAAAUUGUCUGCUAGUCUUCUUAAUGUCAGGUAUGCUUUGCUGCACAAAAUUGGUGCUGCUAACUGGGUGCUUACCAAUCACACUUCUACCAUUGUUGUUGACCUAGGUAGAUUCAUAUAUGUUGUGGGAACCAAGACAAAGUUUGAUUAUGGAACUUACAUAUUUGAUCAAACUAUGAGGCAUGUUGGUACCUCUGCUACCAAGCUACCCAUUGCUUUUCCAUCCCUGAUAUGUGGGAUAAUCCUCAAGCAAUACCCUGGAAUUCUGAAAGCUAAAGACUCUGUGUGUAAGAGGGAGAGUGCUUUGUCCUUCCACUAUAAGCUGCUCCAAAGGUCAGAUGACACAACAUCUGCUGGGACAUCACAAACCAGCAAAUCUGUGAACAAAUCCUCUCUUAUUGCUGAGCUGAAAGAGACUUGUAAAGAGUUGGACAAUAGGAAGAUGAAGCUUGAAAAGCUCAUUCAAAGACUUGAGCAGUCUGCAGAUGAUGAUCAUGCUGGUGGAAGUGAUGGUGAAACUAAUGAUGAAGAAAAUGGUGCUGAUAGUGGUGAUGAUGAUGAGGCUGAGGAUAGUGAGGGUGCUGAAGAGACUGGGAGUAGUGAUGCUGGUGAAGAGACUGGUGGCUCUAGUGAUGAAGAGACUGGUGGAUCUGACAAUUAG
Molecule: messenger RNA, 2289 nt
Organism: Vicia villosa (hairy vetch)
Lineage: Eukaryota; Viridiplantae; Streptophyta; Magnoliopsida; Fabales; Fabaceae
Exons: 5
Coding region: 1-2289 (762 amino acids)
Source: RefSeq, a predicted model, not a curated record